Messenger RNA from Penicillium odoratum, 1005 nucleotides. Its product is annotated as putative mitochondrial export translocase Oxa2. Gene Ontology annotation, cellular component: mitochondrial inner membrane. Bases 1 to 1005 code for a protein of 334 amino acids. Gene Ontology annotation, biological process: protein insertion into mitochondrial inner membrane from matrix; mitochondrial respiratory chain complex IV assembly. Gene Ontology annotation, molecular function: membrane insertase activity. Lineage: Eukaryota; Fungi; Ascomycota; Eurotiomycetes; Eurotiales; Aspergillaceae. The transcript has a single exon. The record is from RefSeq and is a predicted model, not a curated record.
AUGAAUUCCCUUCGCAUCUCUUCGCGGGGUUUUAGAGCUCCUCGAAAUGCCUCGUUGCCGGCAACGCUGUCCCAUGUCCGACACUUCCACCCGACCAAACCAGCACCCAGUCUCAUCAAUGUCGCAUUGGAUGCCUCUACUGGGUUAAUUCAUGGCGUACACAAUGUCACCCAUCUGCCAUGGGUCGCUUCCAUUCCUCUUACAGCGGUUCUUGUCCGAACAGCCAUUGGAUUCCCACUCCAAUUCUUUACACGAAUCCACGCACGCCGCGAACGCGAUAUAGCGCCGUUAUUAUUGUCCGCCCAGAUGAAGUUCACAAAAGAAGGAAAGAAAAAAGGGGAGUCGGCCCCAGAAGUCAUGAAAAAAGUUCAUGCAUGGACGGCUCAAACACGAAAACAAUGGGGCGUACAUUCCUGGUAUAAGUUCUUGACUUUCGCCCAGCUGCCCGUCUGGAUAUCACUUAUGGAAAGUAUCCGCGGAAUGUGCGGGAGCACAAAUGGUCUGGUACCCUGGUUACUCUCGUUGAUCGAGCCAACUCAAGAGGGAGCAGCAGAAGCAGUCAAGUCCCUCCAUUUGACCGUCGAGCCAACACUCGCCAAUGAAGGCGCUCUCUGGUUCCCUGAUCUUCUGGCCGGUGACCCCACAGGAGCAUUACCUGCCCUGCUCACAGCAUCCAUCCUGCUGAAUGUGAACCUGGGAUGGAAACAAACCUCUAUGUUGGAGAUGUCUGAUAUGCCAAAGCUUCAGAUGUAUCAAUCAUUCCUUUUCACGGGUAUGCGCGUGUUUAUUCAGGUCCUUGCAGUCAAUGUUGGAUUAUCGGGCUGGUAUCAUGAGAUGCCUACUGCGCUUAUGAUAUACUGGAUAACCAGUACCAAUGUUGCGACUAUACAGACUUGGUUCCUGGACAAAUUCUUGUUCUCAAGGCCGCCGAUUCCAGCUUACAAAACAAAACACAUCAAACUCUCACAGGCUGGAGAUCCUUUCAGAUUGAAAUUGAGAUCAUAA